AUGAAAGGUCUCACACAGUUGAGAAGCCGUAUUCCUGUCCUGAGUGUGGGAAAUGUUUUUCAGGGAAGUCCCAUCUUUAUAAACAUCAGAGAACUCAUACAGGGGGGAAAAGCCGUAUUCCUGUCCUGA
This is a messenger RNA of Staurois parvus, 129 nucleotides long. The record is from the annotation of a GenBank genome assembly. Lineage: Eukaryota; Metazoa; Chordata; Amphibia; Anura; Ranidae.